This is a messenger RNA of Scedosporium apiospermum, 1620 nucleotides long. RefSeq names its product CDP-diacylglycerol--glycerol-3-phosphate3-phosphatidyltransferase. Gene Ontology annotation, biological process: cardiolipin biosynthetic process. NCBI's taxonomy places the organism in Eukaryota, Fungi, Ascomycota, Sordariomycetes, Microascales, Microascaceae. The record is from RefSeq and is a predicted model, not a curated record. Bases 1 to 1620 code for a protein of 539 amino acids. Gene Ontology annotation, cellular component: mitochondrion. The transcript has 3 exons. Gene Ontology annotation, molecular function: CDP-diacylglycerol-glycerol-3-phosphate 3-phosphatidyltransferase activity.
AUGCUCGCCAGAAAUGCCAUACGGUUAACAGCUCGCCGCCGCCCUCCUCUCUCCCGCCCGCGCAUCGCCUCUGGAAACCGGCCCUCUUCUUCUUUCCUCCAAUGCCGUCGAUACUCUGCGGCCUCCUCACCCGCGACGUCGCCGGCUUCCCACGUCAUGGGAGCCGGAGCCCUAGCGCCAUUCGUCUCGGAACUCGAUAAGCUCGCGCCAUCUUUCGAUGUGAAAGGGUCGGAUAUUAGGAUAUUGCGCACCCCGACGGAGUUUUAUGAGACGUUGAAGGAGAAGAUCCGGGGCGCUGAGAGGAGGGUAUUUUUGUCGACUUUGUAUAUUGGGAAGUCGGAGCAGGAGCUGAUCGACACCCUCGCCGAAGCGCUGCGGAAUAACCCGAAGCUUACCGUGAGCAUACUUACCGAUGCGCUGAGGGGAACGAGAGAGGCGCCAAAGGCUUCCUGCGCGUCGCUUCUUGCACCGCUCGUCGAGGAGUUUGGGGCGCAUCGGGUUGAGAUCCGCAUGUACCACACGCCGAACUUGACAGGGUUAAGAAAGAAGCAUGUUCCGAAGAGGAUCAAUGAGGGUUGGGGUCUGCAGCACAUGAAGCUGUAUGGAGUGGAUGACGAGAUUAUAUUAUCUGGCGCCAACCUUUCUUCUGACUAUUUUACGAAUCGUCAAGAUCGGUAUCAUCUAGUCAGUUCCAAAGAUGUCACGGAAUACUUCCGGCGCAUCCAAGAAGGAGUUUCGUCCUUUAGCUUCCUUGUCGCCCCCUCGACCGAGGAUCCCGCCGGCUUCAAGCUCACCUGGCCCUCCUCAAACGGUGGUCCCUCGCCGUUGAGCGCCCCCAGCGACUUCGUGCGCCACGCAACCUCAGUCCUAAAACCUCUCAUAAAACCAACCCACCCGCCACCCGCAGCCUCUGAGAAGAGCCCAGUCUUCGAGAUCGAAGACACAAGGAUAUACAUCCUCGCACAAAUGUCGCAGCUCCUCCGCCCCGACAUAUCCACCGAACUCCCCGCCAUAACACACAUCCUCCGCACCAUCGCACGACCCGACUACGCCUCCUCCUCCUGGACCUUCACGGCAGGCUACUUCAACCCGGCGCCGUCUCUCACCAAACUCCUCCUCUCCACGAGCCCUGGCGGCCAAAAUACCGUCAUAACAGCCUCUCCCUACGCGAACGGCUUCUACAAAUCCCCCGGAGUAUCGGGCCUCCUACCGGGCGCAUACACCGUCUUCCUCCGCCACUUCCUAGACGCCGUGUACGCCUCGCGCCGCACGGAUAUCCAAGCCUUGGAAUGGCGUCGCGGCACCGUCGGCGAUCCGGGCGCGUGGACGUACCACGCCAAGGGACUCUGGGUGUCGCUUCCGCGUGAGACGAAUCCGUCGAUGACAUUGGUCGGAAGCUCGAAUUAUACCAAGCGGAGCUAUUCGCUGGAUCUCGAGGUCGGCGGGUUGGUCGUCACGAGGGAUGAGGAUCUCAAGAGGAGGUUGGCGGAGGAGAAGGAGUGGUUGGCUGAGCAUGCGACUGUUACUACGAGGGACGAUUUGUGUACUUCGGAGAGGAGGGUGGGGAUUAAAGUGAGGAUUGCCAUGUUGCUUGUGAAACUUGCAGGGGGUGCUUUAUGA